Molecule: messenger RNA, 1056 nt
Organism: Saitoella complicata NRRL Y-17804
Lineage: Eukaryota; Fungi; Ascomycota; Saitoellomycetes; Saitoellales; Saitoellaceae
Product: putative nuclear mRNA splicing factor-associated protein
Exons: 3
Biological process (GO): mRNA splicing, via spliceosome
Cellular component (GO): U2-type spliceosomal complex; U2 snRNP
Molecular function (GO): RNA binding
Source: RefSeq, a predicted model, not a curated record
GCUGGGUUCCCUGUUGCGACGAGUGACUGGACGACUGAUCCGCGUGUCUCGUUUUCGAAGGUGACGGGGAAGUGGACGUUUGAGGCGGAUGAUGGGAUUGAGUACGAGCACGAUGGCGAGAAGCGUGCAUGGAUGCCUGUGGCCGACGAAUCCCUCAUCGAAGCCCAGCAGAAGGCGUACAAAGUCGAAGGCGUAGAUGAAUCCGCGACACCGAAGCCCAACAAAAAGAAGCGAAAAACCUACACCGGCGAAGACCCAACGGACACUCCUAACAAAGCCUCCAAAGCAAGCGCAAAAGACACUCCUCAACAACCCCGCAAGAAUGCCGCGGUAUACAUCACUGGUCUCCCGUUUGACGUGACGGUAGAUGAGUUGAAAGAGACUUUUACGCGGUGUGGUGUUAUCGCGGAGGAUUUGGAUACGGGAGAACCUAGGAUAAAACUGUAUACAGAUGAGCAGGGCCAGCCGAAAGGCGACGCCCUCGUCGUUUACUUCCGGGAGGAAUCCGUUGCGCUGGCAGAACAGUUGUUGGAUGACGCAGAACUCCGGCUCGGGGACUCCGGAACGCGAAUGCGUGUCCAAAAGGCAGAGUACAACUACAAGAAAGAGGUGACGGAGAGUACUGGUGAGCAAUCGGCGACGAAGAAGCGGUCGGUGCAGGAGAAGAAGAGGAUACAAGCGAAAUAUCAAAAGCUGAAUAAUAAGUUGGCGGAUUGGGAUGAGGACGACUUGCCAGAGGUUAGUACGACGGUGAGGUGGGCGAAGGUGGUUAUUUUGAAGCACAUGUUCACCUUGAAAGAGCUCGAAGAAGACCCCGCCCUAAUGCUUGAACUGAAAGAAGAAAUCCGGGACGAAUGUUCAAAACUCGGCCCCGUAACCAACGUAAUCCUCUACGAUGAAGAACCCGAAGGCGUAGUCUCCGUUCGAUUUUCCGACGAAGAAGCCGCACGGGCGUGUGUGAAGGCCAUGAAUGGACGGUGGUUUGGCGGGGCACAGGUUGAGGCGAUGAUUUAUGAUGGGCAGAUCCGGUAUCGGAAGAGUGGAAACAAGGAGGCC